GUGGAUGAUUCACGUGGUCUCGCGCCCCGGCGCAAAAAUCGCGCAUCCACCUGGGCCAUAGGUGCUGGCGUCGUUGGGAUCUUGGGCGACGCGCAGUCGUCUGGAUCGUAGGCAUUCUGGUCCGGUCAUAGGUACUGCGUGGUUGGGGUGGUUUGGGUGGGUUGUUCUUGCGCUUCAUCGCUGAAACGCGAUCUGCGUCAGGAUGGGCCAAACAAAGAUCGCGUACCAGAGUUAGAGUGCAACAAUGUCCAACGAGUUGACCGAGGUGUUCGUGGGCCUGAGCAGCGAUAUUCUGGAUGAUGGUGUCGUGCUCUUCCCAAAUGACAGCAUCUUGAACAUCUCCAUCAAGAUGGCUGCCCUGGGCUCGCUUCCAUCGAUCACCCACAUCCUCCGAGGCCUGGUUCCACACCAAGUUCUUCACGCCGAGCCCCAUGCAACCAAGACCCACAAGAUCUGGUUCUUUGAUGGGCUCCUCUGGAAGCAUGUGGAUCUGGACUACGCCCUGACCAAGCUUCUCACUGAUCCCCAGGGCGCCUUCCAGGGGUGGGUCGAAGUGGUUCGAGCAAGGUAUGCCAGCUCGAACAAGCUCAAACAUGCCAAGGAAGUGGUCAAGGAGAUCAAGCACACUCUGGGAAGCAUCCCAGACAUCAUCAAAGACAGGUACAGAUUCGCCCUGGCGUUCCAGCACGAAAAAUUCAACAUCGAGACCUUUGCCAUCACCCACGCCAAUGCAUCGACCAACACCAUCCUCUUCGCCAAUGGGAUUGUGCUGGAGCUGCCUGGCCUCAAGGCUCGUCGGGUCAAUGCUGGUGACUGCUUCACCCACUCGCUUCCAGUCUCGUACGUGGUUGACGACUUUUAUUGUGGCGUCGAUGGCAAAGUCUACAAGCUGGAGGAGAUAAUUCGCUCGAUGCUGGGCAAGAGCAGUGAUAGAGAGUACCACCUGCUCUUGCGUUUCCUGGCAACAUGCCUCACCGCCAAAUCUCGUACGUCCGAGUCAGCUCUCUUCUUGGUGGGGAACGACCAAAAUCAUGGCAAGCGCCUGCUCCUGCGUCUGAUCCAGCAUGCAUUGGGCUCGCGCAUCCUGAGCGUCCCAGGCAAUAGGCUGGUCUCGCGGAUCAACCCUCCCAGCGGUGCCCAUGUCAAGGAGCUUGUGACCGAGGCCCUGGACGCUGGUGCCACCUGCAUUCUGGGCGAAGGACUCAAGAGCUCGCAAUUCAUCGUCAAGACCAGCCACAUCCCCACUCUCACAUCGGUCACCUCAAUCCAACUCGACCACCGAGCCAUGGGGGAUGUGCCUUUCGACAUGGGGCGAAUCAAGACGAUCGUCAGUGUCGACUCGUGGCCCGGCUCGUUUCGCCUCGUGGGGGAUGAGGUCUGCGCCAAGGAGAGCAUCGUGAUCAAUCUGGCACAAAACAUCACUGUCGAUCCAGUGACCAUGGCAUGUGUGGAAGAUGGUGGGUUCGACCAAGCUGUGAUUGCACUCAUGUUGCGUUACCUUGCUCCUGGCAGGGAGAUGCCCGCCUGGAUCUCCAAGGACUGAGUGCCA
Messenger RNA from Polychytrium aggregatum, 1549 nucleotides. RefSeq lists its product as uncharacterized. The record is from RefSeq and is a predicted model, not a curated record. Lineage: Eukaryota; Fungi; Chytridiomycota; Chytridiomycetes; Polychytriales. The coding region runs from base 245 to 1543 and encodes 432 amino acids. The transcript has a single exon.